Molecule: messenger RNA, 839 nt
Organism: Gordionus sp. m RMFG-2023
Lineage: Eukaryota; Metazoa; Nematomorpha; Gordioida; Chordodea; Parachordodidae
Product: multiple epidermal growth factor-like domains protein 10
Exons: 10
Coding region: 1-720 (239 amino acids)
Molecular function (GO): scavenger receptor activity
Source: RefSeq, a predicted model, not a curated record
AUGUUAAAAGCAGUUGCAAUCGGAAGGGCUACAGAGAAUAGAUGCAGUUCUGGCAAAUUCGGAAACAAUUGCGCCGCAAAUUGCAGUUGCAACGUGCUUGGUUCGACCGGAAAUUGUUCUUUCUAUGGGCGAUGUAGCUGUUAUGAUGGUUACUGGGGCAAUAAAUGUGAAAGAAGAUGCAAUAGGUAUUGUCGUUCAAAUAAGUGCGAUCCUGAGUGGGGUAUCUGUAAAUGUAACGAUUUUAAGUAUGGAACAAAUUGUGAUAAAGUUUGCGAUUGCGAUCAAACACUUUCAUCUGGCUGUGAUAUUAUUGGUAGAUGUUUGUGCAUCCCUACACACAACAACGAAGUCUUACCUAUAAACGGUUCCUUAUGUUCUGAGGAUCAAUUUUGCGAUUCGGCCAGACGCUGCAAAUGCAAAGAUUGGAAACACGGAACUAAUUGUGAACACGAGGCCACUUGUAAUAGACGAAAUUCGGAGUCGUGGGGUUACAACGGUGAAUGUACAUGUAAAGUGGGCUAUUAUGGUGUGAAUUGCGAAUCUGAAUGUCCCACCGAUUGUCAAAAUUCUUUUUCCAGUAAUAGCUGCAAAUUUAACGGAACUUGCGAUUGUAUACAUAACUAUUAUGGGAAUAAGUGCCAGCACAGAUGUUAUUGUGACCAAAAUCACGACUGUAAUUGGUUAGGGUUGUGUCAAAUUUCUGCGACGUAUCACGCAUGAUUUUGGAGGGAAGAAAACGAGCGAUGAAAUCAUACUGGAACAAAAUGUUUUGGGGAAUUUAAUUUUUUAAAAAUAAACAUUUUUAACGAUAAAUAUAUUUUUCAUAAAUUUAAUUUUAU